CAUCAUUUCCUAUUUUACAUUUCACAUGUCAUUUCCGGUAACAGCUGUCAUUAGCCUAGACAAAAGAUGAAAGGAAAAAGAAAAACAAGAUGCAUUCCAAGAGGAAACUCUGAUGGCAUGGAAACCGAAAUUAUGCGAAUUGAAGGCGAUAGAGAUUAUUUUCAGAGCCUCUCACUAGAAAUCAUUUGCCAUAUUCUUGGAUAUUUACCUCUAAGACAUGUAUUGAGGAUGGAUUGUAUGAACCACAAACUCAGAGAUGCUGUGUCUAUGUAUUUACGUAUCCAGAAAGAGAUUGAUAUGUCAGAGAGGGAUAUAUAUGGCUGGAUGUGUGACACCUUGACUGACAGCACUCUUACAGUGUUCUUGAAGCGGUGUCAUGAUUUAGAAAGCCUGUACGGAUUUCACCCAGGCUUUAUGACCUUAAGACGCCAGCGUGGUGUUGACAUGCUCACGCUCCCAGGAAUCAUCGAUGCUCUUUCAGAAUGCAAAAAUCUGAAAGGAAUUGAGAUAUCAGAUGUUGUUCUUCUACAUGCAAUGAUGGACUUCUUUCCACAAUUGGAAAUUCUCGGAACAUUCAAAAAUAGAAAUGGAACAUUUCCUAUCAAUUGUUCAUCUUCUCUAACAUUAGCAGAGAAUGCAAAGAUCACAUCAUUGCAUCUUAAUGGCAUCGUGAUUGAAAACCUCCCAAAAAUGUACAACUUAAGGCACCUGCAGCUGCGAUGGGUACAUUUUCACGAGUCUAAUCCAUUUAAUGAGUUUAUGGCACCAAAAUUGCAAACAUUUGUCAUGGCUCAUUGUUCAGGGCCAGCCAGUGCAAUAAAAUAUGUCCCACUUGUUGCAAGUCUUGCAAGUUCCAGGUACCUUUCAAGACUUGAGCUGCUACGUGUUCCAUUUCUUGGAGGCUUGAUUCACCAUGUAGUGCAAGACAGUUGGCAAAUGAAUGCCUUUCGUCAGUUGCGUUGUAUCAGAUUUGGAGCAUGUCGCCAUGCUUUGGAAAUGGAUUUAGGUUUCCUCAUCAUUACUGCAGCCCAAAAAGUAGAAGAAGUCAGUAUCCAGCCAUCUCUAACCAAAGAUAACCUGUUUGUUGCAUUAGUAAUGGCUGAUGUCACUUUUCCCUUGUUUUCUACAUUACACCUAGGGUUUGUGGACUCCUUUCCAGCCCCAGAAAAAUGGGACAAUGAGGAUCUUAUUGUGGAAGGUCUGGCUAAUGUAUCUGAAGCUCCAGCAGUUAUCACAGACAUUGGAAUGAGGGCAAUAGGUGUAUGUUUACCCAGAAUCAAGCAUCUGGAUGUCUAUAACUGUCCCCAUAUACUGAGACCAACUCAAUGGUUCACACAAGGAUUGGCAUGCUGGGAACAGCUGACAGACCUGACACUCAGAAGAUGCCAUGCUCUGAAGCUUGAGGAUUUUUGUGAAUUUAUUUCUACUCUUUCAUCCUUACAAACUCUCCAUCUAGAACAAAUGUUCAAGGAACCACCAAAAGGGUGCUCAAGGGUUGGAUUGAGUGCUGGAACAGGAAUGGGACUCUCUUCUGCCAUGCUAAAUCAGCAUUACCAGAAUGCUCCUCCAGCAAACCCUGUAGUCAAUAACAACAAUGUACAGAAUGAUGGAGCCAAUCAAAAUGAAGGAGAGGAUGCUGCUCCAGCCAAUCAAAAUAAUGAUGUGGAUGAUAUCUCAGAUAAUCAGAACAUUGAAAAGGAGGUAGAGAAUGCUGACCUUGAUGAAGAAUUGGUUAAGAUUGAUGAAGCUAAUCAAGGUGCUGUAGAACAGUUAGAUGAAGCUUCAGAUGAAAAACUGUCACAAAAUAAAGAGAAUGAUAAUUUCAGACAGAAGGGAAAUAAUAAAGAUGACACAAAUAUGUUAGAUGAUGGUGUAAAUGACAUAAAUGAGAAAAACAAAACAGACACUGUUUCCACUGGGAUGGAGACUGUGGUUCUUUAUCCUGGUAAAGAUCACAAAGAAAAAGAGUGUGCUUACAGAGGACUCAUCAUAACAGAGUCUUCUAACUUUGAUCAGGAUACAAAAGAGUACAAUCAACCUUGCAUGCAGAACAUUUCUGUGCCAGAGUCUGACAUUUCUGAUAAAAAUGAGGAGAUAAUGGCCUCACCACCACCACCACCAACACUACAGAUGACAGAGAAUAUGGAAUCAGAUUGUCAAGAAAAUGAGAAACACCCUGCAGUGAAUGAGAGUGGAGAAUUUUCUGAUGUCAAAUCUAAUCAUGGAAUAGAUGACUCAACAAAAAUUGAUAUUAAAAUGGAGGAUGCCACUAGCAGUCCUCAAAUGCCCGAAGAUACAACUACCAAACAAUAUGAAAACACAGGAAAGGCUUUGUUUUCAGCUACCUCUAGAAUGAGGCCAACUAGAAGUUGUGUGAAGCGUCACAGACAUCACGUUGACAAAUCUGACAGACCACCGGAUGACCAAGCACCACGAAACCACAAUUCAUCAGAGAUGCCUUCUGCAAACAGGAAGAGAUCGGCCACAAACCAGAAUCUAUCUGAAAGACCUGUAAGAGGAUCUUGUUUAAAUGAGGAUGGUACUACCAAAGCUAAAGUUUUGAAGACAGACAAUUUUCAAUGCUCAUUAUGUUUGUGCCACCAAUGUAAAAGUGAGAAACAGUACUCUUGUAGAAAAAGAUCAAAAAGUCGGGGAUCUGAAGGAAAGAGGAAGUCCACUUGUAAUUGUGAGUGCCAUAAUGAUAACAAAAGAAACAGAUUGAGCAAUCAAGGGGCUGAAGAUGAAGGAAGUUGGAAGAUUGAGAUAGAAAACAGUGGCAUGAAUCACGCAGAGGAUUGUGAAAAACAAGAAUAUGCUGAAACAUGCCAUGUGAAGAAGGAAGUGCAUGUAGAAGAGGAAGUAGAAAAGGUUGACAAAUCUUGUGAGGCCAAGCCAGAGGAAAUCAGACAAACACUGUCAAGAACAGAGAAUUCCAAGACGAGAAAAGGAAAGAAAGGAAGAAGACAACUAAAACAAGAACCUUAUGAAGGUCCAAAGUCCAACAUGAGAGAUGAGUGCACAAGCACUGGAGAUCCUGUUGUGGAGGAAGAUCACAUACAGAUUCUGAAAAUCAAAUCGAGUUCUCUGAUUUCACUCUCUCUGAACAAUGUCGGAAUCACUAGUUUGGUUCUGGAUGAGUGCCCACAACUGAGUAAAUUAUCAGGUCAUGCAUGCAGGGUUUUAAAGGAAGUGAAACUCAAUGCUGUGCCAAAAAUUCAUAAAGUAGACUUUACUCAUUGUGCGAAACUUUCAGAAGAGAGCCUGGCUUAUGAAGUGGCACUUCAGGAGGAAACACUUGAAGAUGGCCAGGUUCGAAGAUAUAACAAAGCCUUGUUUCUUAGGCCAAUGCAUCAGAUUGAUAAGAAGAACUUGGAGCACCUGCUGUUUUCCAGUCCUGAUAUUCAUACCGAUAUUUGUAUUAUAUAUGAUUAUAAUGACCAGGCCUGUAAUAGCUCCUACAAUCACAUGAGAGUAUUCACAUGGGGAGAAGUUCUUACACCUUUAGCCAGUGAGCUGAUAGAUGUGUACAGUUUUCCAGAAUGGAGCAGAAAAGACUGGAAACCUCAGUAUCCUUGGGGACGGGAUAUUUUCCGGAUGUAUGAGAGAAAUGGUAAUCUUAGUCGUCAUGAGAUUGUCACCGACAUGACUUUAAUGAGGAUUCUGAAGGAGAAGCCAAGGCUGCCAGAGAACCAGAUUCACCGAUUCGAUCAUGCACGAGGAAUAUACUGUCCUAACACAAAGGGUCAUUACAGUGCGUAUGCAGCUUUGGACUCCAUCAUGGAGGAAAUGGCCGACAAGUGGUGCACAGGGAUGAUGGUCAGACGACACAGUUGUGUUAUUUAUAUCAACUUGAGUGACACUAAUGGCAGUCCUACAUAUGAUCCAGAUUUUUCUUAACUGAUUGUUUAUCAGCAUGCACAUUCGUUGUCUGUUGCUGUUUGUUAUCAAAUGGAAAUAAGCGGGGAAAAUAGUAAAGCACAACUCGACAUGAAUUCUAGUAGUACAUGUAUUCAUGACUGUAAUAUUCUGCUCAAACAUGUUUACUGACAGAUCUAAACCAAGAUCUUUUCUACUUCCUUCUAAUGACUAAGAGUUGGUAGGUUCAUGUGUUUAUGUAUUAUGAAAAUAAAUUCAUUGGGAUCAACA
Molecule: messenger RNA, 4146 nt
Organism: Ostrea edulis (European flat oyster)
Lineage: Eukaryota; Metazoa; Mollusca; Bivalvia; Ostreida; Ostreidae
Product: F-box only protein 38-like
Exons: 13
Coding region: 67-3897 (1276 amino acids)
Biological process (GO): protein K48-linked ubiquitination; SCF-dependent proteasomal ubiquitin-dependent protein catabolic process
Cellular component (GO): nucleus; cytoplasm
Molecular function (GO): protein binding
Source: RefSeq, a predicted model, not a curated record